Messenger RNA from Strongylocentrotus purpuratus (purple sea urchin), 684 nucleotides. RefSeq names its product E3 ubiquitin-protein ligase MIB1-like. Bases 1 to 684 code for a protein of 227 amino acids. The transcript has 4 exons. Lineage: Eukaryota; Metazoa; Echinodermata; Echinoidea; Camarodonta; Strongylocentrotidae. Gene Ontology annotation, molecular function: ubiquitin-protein transferase activity; metal ion binding. The record is from RefSeq and is a predicted model, not a curated record. Gene Ontology annotation, cellular component: cytoplasm. Gene Ontology annotation, biological process: protein ubiquitination.
AUGGUAACCGUGGAGGUUGGACAGCGAGUUGUCCGGAGCACCAGCUGGACAUGGCGAGAUCAAGACGGCGGUGAGGGUCAUCUUGGGACAGUGGUCAAGCUCAAAGAUCAGGACCCUCAGGAACCCAUUCCUACAGGCUGGGCCAAGGUCAGAUGGGAUAAUGGUUAUGGUAACAAAUAUCAUGUCGGGUCCGGUGGCUCAUAUGAUCUUGCGCUCUUUGACAAUGCACCCGCAGGUGCCAGUGGGACUGUUCUUGACAUAUGUCCCUUCUCUGAAAGGCCACGAUCAGGCGUCACUGUUUGCUGGACUCAGUCUAAACAGGUCAUUACUCAUAGAGUUGGAUUUGAUGGGAAAAUGGAUCUGAAAUACACCACAGCAGGAACAGGGAUAGGUUACUACGCUACACAUCUCCCUGUUUUAGGUAAAGAGGUUGGUUUGAAGGUUGGAGAUCUGGUAGCUAUUACUCUGGACAGCGAAACUUUGCAUAGUAUGCAACAAAAAGAAGGGAGCGAGUGGUUACCAGAAAUGGGAAAUCUGUAUGGGAAGGUUGCCAAGGUUACUGGUAUCGACUCAAGCGGGUUUGCAGAGGUCACUUACCCUGAGAAAGAAAAAAAACCUCUCACCUUCAAUCCAGAUGUACUGAACAAGGUAUGGUCUGAAGUUCUACGUCACUUCCUCUUGUGA